This is a messenger RNA of Parastagonospora nodorum SN15, 906 nucleotides long. RefSeq lists its product as hypothetical. NCBI's taxonomy places the organism in Eukaryota, Fungi, Ascomycota, Dothideomycetes, Pleosporales, Phaeosphaeriaceae. The record is from RefSeq and is a predicted model, not a curated record. The coding region runs from base 1 to 906 and encodes 301 amino acids. The transcript has a single exon.
AUGGACGAGAGAGAGGUGAAGAAGGUGGACAGCGGAUAUUUGGGAAAGGACGAGGACAAGUCCCCAGCGGGUGAUGAGUCUAAGAAGAGCACGACGCCAAAAGGAAUCAUCAAAGCGAUCAAACUCGAGACAUUGCCAAACCAACAUCAAAAAGCAACUCCGGAACAAAUUCUCGAAUACCUCCUGUCGGAUGCCGCGCUACAAUAUUGCCGCCCGGAUGACGAAGCUAGAGACAUCGAAUCCCAUCGCGCAGACAUGAUCACCUACUCCUCUCAACUUCUGAGUCCAUUCGAAGAGCUCCUAUGCGCUGUCGUUCUUUCCCGGCCAAUCUCCCACCGCCUUGGACUCCGCACAAUCCGCACGAUUCUCAACAAGCCCUACUCGUUGCGAGAUCCCCUCGCCAUCAAGACCGCGGGCCCCAAGAAAGUCCUCAAAGCUCUUGAAGCUGCGUGCACGCAGCACAAAGACAAGACAGCAGACGAGAUUUCAUUGCUUGCCGAAGCAGUCUCAAACAACGACUGGCACAACGAUUUGUCGAAGCUGCGAGCGCAGAGCAAGAAUGGUGUAGAAUCAGAGCGCGAGGUGCUGAGGCGGAGUGUCAAAGGCUUGGGCAAGACAGGAUUGGACAUAUUUUACCGACGAGUGCAGUGGCAAUGGGACGAAGCAUUUCCAUUCGUUGAUGCGAGAACACAAGCGGCGUUGGGGAGAAUGGGGUUGCCUAAACGAGCAGAGGAGAUUGAGAAGUUGAUCGAAUCGAGGUGGACUGAUCUGAACUCUGGAGAAGGCGAUGGUCAUGACCUAGAGACUAGGAAGCGGCGGGUGUUUGUAGUGCUGCUCGAGAGGGCAAUUGGUGCAGAUUUAGAGAAGAAGAUUGAUCAAGUGUUGAACGAGGCGUCGAAACUAUAA